AUGAUUGUUGAACACUUGCAGGGGGUUAUUGAUACAUCCCGCUAUGGAAUAGGUAUUACAAAGUUCAAGGAGAUACGUAACGCCAUGGGUCUUCAGCGUACUUGGCAGCAGAAUCACUCUAUCGAGUCCAUCCAUGACAGCAUGGUGGACCUCCACGAGGCAUAUCCAAAUGCUGGUGCACGAGAAAUGAUCUCACUGCUCUUUCAUAAGAAGAACUUGAGUGUAUCACGGAAUGUGGUCAUUUCAUACUUUGCCGCAUAUGAGGCGGACCUGCAUGACAAAUGGCUUCGGUUUGGUCUUGGACUUCACACAGGAAUAGAGCCAUUCUCUGACCGUAUUAUGUGGAUACGAGUCUGGCACUCGAACCACAACCCUCAACUUAUACUCACAUACUAUCUCGACACAAUCGAAAAGCUAGGUCACAUUCCAAUGAUUACGCAGAGCGACCCAGGAUCUGAGAACUACGGAAUCACUAAUGCGCACACAAUGCUGUGCCAAAUGUAUGAUUCAUCGCUGCACGGCACAUUGCAACACUGGUGGAUGCGCACGAAAAAGAAUGUUAUGCCCGAAAUUGCCUGGUCCCAGUUGCGCCGGCGUUUUACUCCUGGUUUUGAAUCACUAUUGGACGAAGGCGUGGUGAGGGGUUGGUAUGAUGUCGAUAAUGUGCUUCAGGUCAUGGUAUUUAGAUGGGUGUUCAUCCCAUGGCUGCAGUGUGAAUUAGACAGGUAUCAAGACCGUGUCAAUAACACUGCAAAGAGACGGGAUCGUAACAAGGUUCUACCUCACGGUGUGCCGAACCUAAUCUAUGACUCCCCUGAAGACUUUGGGGCAAUGGAUUUUAAGGUAACCGUUGAUCAGGACGGCAUAGAUCACGUACGGCGCACGUAUAUCAAACCCAAUCACCUAGUAUUCGACUUGGUGCCUCAACCCCUCGAUCAGUAUAUUCAACAUCAUUAUGAUGACCUUGGUCGGCCUCCAGUCACCCGCCAAUCAGCUUGGCACAUCUACUUAGAUUUGCUUCACUCUAUCCAACUUGCCGAACAGCUGCCGCCACCUAUAGUUUAUGGUGAUGUUGAUGAAGACAAUUUGCCGCUCCUUGAACAUCAGAGGGAGUUGUUAUGUGCUGACGGCACUUACUACAUGGGCGGUGUACAUGGAGGACUGGGUCUUGAUGUAACUGACCAUUGCCGACUGGAUUCACUCGCUGAGCAGGAUGAACCGGAUGCAUCUUUACUCCCUGCUGAACAAGUUGUUGAAGAGGAGGGGUUGUUUGCUUGGUUUUCUGACGAGGAGGCAGAUGACAAGACAUAUGAGUGGUAA
Suillus clintonianus is the source of this 1320-nucleotide messenger RNA. RefSeq lists its product as uncharacterized. Lineage: Eukaryota; Fungi; Basidiomycota; Agaricomycetes; Boletales; Suillaceae. The record is from RefSeq and is a predicted model, not a curated record. The coding region runs from base 1 to 1320 and encodes 439 amino acids. The transcript has 8 exons.